This is a messenger RNA of Beta vulgaris subsp. vulgaris (sugar beet), 1170 nucleotides long. RefSeq lists its product as uncharacterized. Lineage: Eukaryota; Viridiplantae; Streptophyta; Magnoliopsida; Caryophyllales; Amaranthaceae. The record is from RefSeq and is a predicted model, not a curated record. The coding region runs from base 1 to 1170 and encodes 389 amino acids. The transcript has a single exon.
AUGGAGAGUUGGGUGGCUUCUAUCAGAACUCCACAACGACCGACUAGUAGUGGAAUGGUGAACCCUUCUCCUCAUCCGAUGCAACAACUUGAAAGUAACCCAGGUAAUCCUAAUCCAUGGAGUAAAAUGUUAUUUGCGAAUAUUAGGGAGGAGGGUGUUGAUUUAACUGUGGGUGGAAUUGGAAAUCAGAAUGGAAGAGAUGGAAGUGGGGAGAAUGAGAUGCUUAAAAUUUCAGCUGAAGAGAUUCAACCUGAAAUAGACUAUUGGAAAUCAGCAAUAGUGUGUUACAUACUGGGAGUUAAACCUCCAUUCAGGAUUGUUGAUGGAUUCAUAAGACGUGUAUGGGGUAAAUAUGGGAUUGAUAGAGUUUCAAUGAUGAAUAAUGGAGUGUUUGUGGUGAGAUUUAGGAACAAUGAGGAUAAAGUGAAGGCAAUGGAAGCUGGACCUAUAUUAUAUGACAGGAAGCCAUUCAUUAUGAAACAAUGGUCACCUGAGCUUGAUCUGAUAGCGGAGGAUGUGAAGGUUGUCCCAACAUGGGUGAGGUUUCCAAGUCUUCCAUUGAAAUAUUGGGGGCAACAGACAUUGACAAAACUGGCUAGUAGGAUAGGUAAACCUAUUCGAACAGAUAGAGCUACAGCUCAGAAAGAAAUUUUAGAAUAUGCAAGAGUGCUUGUGGAGGUGAAAGUAGAUCAGGAAUUUCCAAAGGAGAUUUUGUUCAUGAAUGAACAGGCGAAGAUGACAGCACAACAAGUAAUCUAUGAAUGUAAACCUAUUUUUUGUGAUGAUUGCAAAGGAAUAGGACACAACAAGGAAGAAUGUAGACAAAAAAGGUUUGAGGUUGCAACAAAGAAGAUAAAAACUAAGCAGAUCUGGGUGAGAAGACAGAGCCAAGAUGUGGAGAGGGGAGGGUCUCUAGUACAGCAGCCUAAUGUGGUGCAGGUGGAGAAUCAGCAGGAGGAGCCUAAGGGGCAACAGAGGAAGGAACCAAGGGAGGGGCAUAACAAAAAACAUCUCUCUGAACUGGGUACAAUAGAGGAAGAAGUAAAUGAUCAGGAGGUAAUGGAGAGGGAACAGGAUAAGGCAGCUCCAGAAACUUCAACAGCAGCUAUUCCUGAGAAAGGCAAAGGUCCAAUGCAGGUAGAGGGGGACCAAUUACCUCCAAAUGGAUAG